Messenger RNA from Salvelinus namaycush (lake trout), 1449 nucleotides. RefSeq names its product endonuclease, polyU-specific (gene endou). The record is from RefSeq and is a predicted model, not a curated record. Gene Ontology annotation, biological process: immune response. Gene Ontology annotation, molecular function: polysaccharide binding; RNA endonuclease activity; scavenger receptor activity. NCBI's taxonomy places the organism in Eukaryota, Metazoa, Chordata, Actinopteri, Salmoniformes, Salmonidae.
AUGAAGAUCAUUCUGCUUGUCACUCUGGGGGUUACCCUGUUCUGUCAGGGCUACAGCAACACCCUGGACACCUGGGUCCAGGGUCGCUGUGGCUGGGCUGGGCAGACCAACAAAAGCUGUUAAUGUAACACAGCCUGUGAGCGCUAUGGAGAAUGUUGCUCUAACUAUGAAAGCUUCUGCAAAGGUGGCUCCACAUCCUGCAAGGGCCGUUGUGACGAGAAGUACAACUCUCAGAACAAGUGCCACUGCAACUCGAAGUGCUCCCAGUAUGACAACUGCUGCAAUGACUAUGCAGCCCUCUGUAAUGGUGAGAGGGUACUGUGGCAUUCUGAUCUGGAGUCUCUGUCUAAAGCUCUGUAUGCUCUGGACUCCAACAAGCCCUCUGCGUCAGAGCUGAUCAUUGACUCCCAGGCCAGAGUGCCCAUCUCCCAGACCUGCUCCCAGAACGACCUUUGUUCUCUUAUUCCUCUCUUCCUCUGUCUCUUAUGUUAUUUUUUUCUCUCUCACUAUAUCUUCAUCCCUCUUUCUGUCACUGUCCAACCUCCCCCUUCUCUCUGCCCCUUGCUCUAUUUCUUUCUCUCUCUGCUGUUCCAGUUCCUGGACGAGGCAUCUCUGUUCUCCAAGCCGUCAUAUGUUAGAGGGCCUCCCGAGUGGCGCAGCGGCGUCACCACAGACCCAGGUUCGCCUGUUCAUACCGCUAUCAUCCAGAAGUGGACUUCCUACCCUGAUGUUCUUGGGAUGCAGUUUAUGUGGGAUGGCUAUUUUAAGCAGGUUGGUUCUGCCAUCAUUGGCUGCAGUUCUGAGUUUGACUUGGCCAAGUACAGUCUUUGCUACAUCACCUGUCCAGGGAAACAGUGUAAACAGAGCCUGGGAGGGAAGCCACUGGUGAUCCAGACCUACACCUGGGAAAACUCCUCCUAUGGGAAUGGGAAGAAGUACAUCGGCUCCGCCUUCCCUGCCACGCCCUAGAACUGAAGCACACAGCAGCCACUCAGCAUUCAACAAGCUAGCAACAGUCUGCCAAUCACAUCCUGCAUCAAACUCAACAAUGUCCAAUCUUAGUCCUGAUACAUAAGAGCAUUUCAUUAUUUGUAUUUGUAAAUGGGUUACAUUUUUGUAAAUGGGACAAUUCAUGUAUGAAUGUUUUGCGCUCACUAUAAAUGUAUCGCAGACAUUCAGCAUUUAGAUUGAUAUUUGAAGGCAAAUUUCAUGCGUCAGCGGAGACUGCAUUUUGUAAACACUGUAUAUAUCUGCUCAAUCGGAAAUUACAUUGGCAUUUCUAUUGCGCAAUCUAUAGCUUCAGCAAUACAGAUUGAAUAUAGCCCUUAGUCAAGCAAUGAAGAAAUCUGCAGGGUAUGAGAAUCCCAUGCACUCCUGAGGGCAUGAUCAAACUAUGCCCAACGGGGCUGAAAAUUGGCAUUUACACGCUCCUAUAGCGGGCACAUGGGG